Ornithorhynchus anatinus (platypus) is the source of this 1107-nucleotide messenger RNA. RefSeq lists its product as uncharacterized. The record is from RefSeq and is a predicted model, not a curated record. The transcript has 4 exons. Bases 67 to 681 code for a protein of 204 amino acids. NCBI's taxonomy places the organism in Eukaryota, Metazoa, Chordata, Mammalia, Monotremata, Ornithorhynchidae.
CAGGCAAAUACAGUAAGCGUGAGGCAAAGAAGACACAGAUGGAAACAACAAGAAGUUGAUGAAAAAAUGAGACGCCCAGAAACCCGUUUCUUUUGCACAGACUCCUGGAGCCGGAUUUCGGCCGUACGAGAAGCUGACGUAUUGAUUGAAAAAAUGCAAGUGUGGCUAGGAAAUGAACAGAUGCUAAAUUACCAACUCUGUUGGAUUGCAGUCUUCCAAGCGUCUACUGAUGUGCUCUGCACACCGCAAACCUUGAUUACGAAUGAGACUUAUUGUGUGACCAAUAAUUACUUGAGAUGUCUUACGGCGCAAGGAAAUGGAGGAGGUCCGUCAGUCCGUUUGAUUGAAUCUCAGUCGGUGUUCCUGCCCUACUCUGAUCUUCCCAGCAGCGAAGCUGUAGCUCUUGGGGGAUUUGAGGUGCCAUAUGCCCUCCCAUCAGAGACCGAGUGUCCUCAUACGGCGUACUUUUAUGGAAUAAAAACAUGCUCCGGCCUCUCACUGUGGAAAAUGUCAGGGACGAAGUUCCCGUCUUGCAAACCUGUCAGGAUUUUCCCCUUCACUCAGGAGUCACUUCUUAUGCCGCAAAUAAAAGUGCCCGUUAGAAGGUUGACGGGCUGGUGGUUGAGCGCCAAGGAGUCACUCAUCCUAAUCGGAUUCGGGACCGAGAUGAAACACCAAUGAGUCGGGAAAGAAAAUCUUGGGAACGGCCUGGAAGAUUGGCAAGGCAAACCCAGACCAAGUGAGUUGUCUUUAAGUUACAGGGAGGAGUCUGCAGGGGAACAACUAGCCUCGGGCUGAAUAUGUCAGCAUUAAGGAACAGAAGUCUGGUUCUCUUCCACUGGCGAAUGGAAUGACAGUUGGCUGCCGAAGAGCCUCGGGCCCACGGGUUUGAGGAGCUGGGGGUGAAUGAAAAGGCUGAUGUGGAAUUCGGAGCCGGCUGAGAGAUUAUAUAAUGAGAACAUUCCGUGUCCCAGCUGAUUAUCUUUCUAGGAACAGAACCCGGCCCCCUCUGUAAUGAUCUUGUAUCUAUCCAAGCAAUUUGUACAGUGUUGGCAAGUAGGAAGUGCUUAAGAAGGCUCGAAUUAAGGUUGCAUUCUAAACAGUCAA